Messenger RNA from Zasmidium cellare ATCC 36951, 414 nucleotides. RefSeq lists its product as uncharacterized. Bases 1 to 414 code for a protein of 137 amino acids. NCBI's taxonomy places the organism in Eukaryota, Fungi, Ascomycota, Dothideomycetes, Mycosphaerellales, Mycosphaerellaceae. The transcript has a single exon. The record is from RefSeq and is a predicted model, not a curated record.
AUGCAUCCAGUCAGCUUUGGACAGAAUGGGACUGGAAGCACACUCUGCUCUGCCCGGCACAAGAAGGAGUCCACAGAAGCAUACCUCAUCCGGCUCACCUUGAAUUUCCUCAACGCAUGGAACGACCAACUAUACGAUGAGAUCCUCUCGGCAGACUUUUUGGCACCAGCCUACCAGAUGCAGCGAGGAUUCGGCAAGGUGGAAGUCGAAGGGAAUCCUCCUGUGAAUAUCCAGGGUCUUGUGGAGCACCAUCAGAAACUCGCCGCCGACAGUCCUGAGAGACAUGCCCAUGCGGUGGAGGCUAGCGCGGUUAUGGACAAGUAUCAUCUUUCAGGACAGAUCUUUGUGAGCGUGGAGCUUACGGGACAUCCGCCUGGGGUGAUGUAUGCUGGCAUGAUCGUAUCUGAGUGGUGA